Eutrema salsugineum is the source of this 3630-nucleotide messenger RNA. Its product is annotated as formin-like protein 1. Gene Ontology annotation, molecular function: actin filament binding. Gene Ontology annotation, biological process: actin nucleation; actin cytoskeleton organization. Lineage: Eukaryota; Viridiplantae; Streptophyta; Magnoliopsida; Brassicales; Brassicaceae. The transcript has 4 exons. The record is from RefSeq and is a predicted model, not a curated record. Bases 230 to 3436 code for a protein of 1068 amino acids.
AAGUUGAAGUUAAAAAAAAAAACGAACCAAAUACAAAAAAAAAGAGAGUGAAGAAGAUCGAACGACCAUUACCAGCAGAAUCUUAGCUGGAUCCAUCACUCUCCAAAAUAUUUUCUCAUCUUGUCUCGAGAAAAUCCAGAAAGGAAGAAAGAGAGUGAGAAAGAGAGAGAGUCCCUACAGAGACACUCAGAUCUCGCCUCUUUUCAAGAAGAAGAAGAACAACAACACAAUGCUCUUCUUCUUAUUUUUCUUCUUCUCAUCCUUAGAUCUCAUUCUCGCCGACCGUCGAGUCCUCCACGAGCCAUUCUUCCCCGUCGAUUCUCCGCCACCGUCACCUCCACAAUCUCCGCCGCUUCCUAAGCUUCCUUUCUCCUCAACAGCUCCUCCUUCAGACGCUACAUCACCUCCUUUCUUCCCAUUAUACCCUUCAUCUCCUCCGCCUCCUUCUCCGGCGUCUUUCGCUUCCUUCCCGGCCAACAUCUCCUCUCUAAUCGUCCCUCACGCCACUAAAUCGCCGCCUAAUUCCAAAAAGCUCCUCAUCGUCGCAAUCUCCGCCGUGACCUCUGCCGCUUUAGUCGCCGCGCUUAUCGCGUUGCUCUAUUGGCGUAGAAGAAGAAGAAGCCAGGAUAGUAACUUACCUGAUGAUAGCAAGACGUGGACGACCGACAGUAGCCGCCGAGUUUAUCCUCCGCCUCCAUCUGCGGCGCCGCCGGUACGGCGUAAUGCGGAGGGUAGGAAUAGUAAGCAGAGGACGACGACGACGAGCUCUGCCAACACUAGCUCAGAGUUUCUUUAUUUGGGAACGAUGGUGAAUCCGAGAGGAAUCGAGGAUCAAUCCGCGAGUAAUCGGAGCAAUAAUGGUUCGAGCUCGAGGAAAUUGGAAUCUCCAGAUCUCCAGCCUCUUCCUCCUCUCCUGAAACGAAGUUUCCGGCUAAAUCCAGAGGUUGGUUCAAUAGGAGAGGAGGAAGAAGAAGAGUUUUACUCUCCCAGAGGCUCAGCGAGCGGGCGCGAGACGUUGACCCGGGUCGGAUCCGAGUCCCGGAGGGUAUUCGCGGCGGUUCCGAAUCAAAACCCUAGAUCUGUGACCAAUGACACUAUCUCCUGCUCGUCGUCAAGCUCAGGUUCACCGGGAAGAUCAACGUUCAUCAGCAUUUCUCCGUCGAUGAGUCCGAAGAGAUCCGAAGCGAAACCUACGGUAAUCUCCGCGCCAGAGCCGCCGUUGAGGACUUCGCCGGGAAGCUCAGAGUUACCAGAUUUUCGAUUCGUGAGGUCUCCAUCACUGUCCUUAGCUUCUCUAUCGCCGGGACUUUGCCCGGUGAAAAACGCCGAUGGAGGACUUGGUCAAAUCUCGAGAUCUCCGACGGUCACAUCUCUCACUACUUCUUCACCAGACAGAUCAAUGGAUAACAAAAAGGAAAAUCUCGAGGACUCUCCUCAAAGUACACGUUCUACGACGGUGUCAUCAUCUUCAACUUCUCCAGAAAGACGACCAAACGAGACACCGGAAGCUUACUUGCGAUCACCUUCGCAUUCUUCUGCUUCUACAUCGCCGUAUCGAUGCUUCCAGAAAUCUCCCGAGGUAUUACCGGCGUUCAUGAGUAAUCUCAGGCAAGGAUUGCAAUCUCAAUUACUCUCUUCUCCGGGACAAGGUUUCCUUAAGGAGUUAGAUGCAUUGCGUUCUCGUUCACCGUCGUCGUCUGUUUGUUCUUCACCGGAUAAAGCUUCUCACAAGUCACCGGUCACAUCUCCCCGGAAUUCGGCGUCGUCGUCGUCUCUGUCAUCUUCUCCAGACAGAGAUUUUAGUCAGAGCUUAGAUGUAUCUCCACGGAUCUCGAACAUUUCAUCUCAAAUCCUACAGCCUCCUCCGUCUGCAAUAACCGGAGCUUCUCGAGUGCCACCACCGCCUCCGCCACCUCCUCCACCAUUUACAUCAUGGGCACGACGGAAUCAGGUGACUCGACCGCCUUCUCUCACGCAGCCUUCACAUCCUUUUGUGAUCCCAUCUGAAAACCUGCCAGUGACUACUCCAAAGGAGACUCCUCCAGAGACGCUCUGUGCCGGUGACCUGGCAGAGGAGACUCCGAAACCGAAGCUAAAGGCGUUACAUUGGGAUAAAGUCAGAGCAAGUUCGGAUCGUGAGAUGGUCUGGGAUCAUCUUCGAUCAAGCUCUUUCAAAUUAGAUGAAGAGAUGAUUGAAACUUUGUUUGUAGCAAAGACAUUAGACUCCAAACCAAAUCAGAGUCAGACAACUCCAAGAUGUGUUCUCCCUAACCCAAAUCAAGAGAACAGAGUCUUGGACCCAAAGAAGGCUCAGAAUAUUGCGAUCCUGCUUCGUGCACUUAAUGUCACUAUAGAAGAAGUUUGUGAAGCUCUUCUUGAAGGAAAUGCUGAUACACUUGGGACUGAACUUCUUGAGAGCUUACUUAAGAUGGCGCCGACAAAAGAGGAAGAGCGCAAGUUAAAAGCGUACAAGGAUGAUUCUCCCGUUAAGCUUGGACAUGCUGAGAAGUUCCUCAAGGCAAUGCUAGACAUCCCUUUUGCCUUUAAAAGAGUCGACGCAAUGCUCUAUGUAGCUAACUUUGAGUCUGAGGUUGAAUACCUGAAGAAAUCUUUCGAGACUCUUGAGGCUGCUUGUGAGGAACUGAGGAACAGCAGGAUGUUCUUAAAGCUACUAGAAGCGGUACUAAAGACAGGGAACCGUAUGAACGUUGGGACAAACCGAGGCGAUGCACAUGCGUUCAAGCUCGACACGCUUCUCAAGCUGGUCGAUGUUAAAGGCGCUGAUGGGAAAACAACUCUCUUGCAUUUCGUCGUACAAGAGAUAAUCCGAGCAGAAGGCACGCGUCUCUCAGGUAACAAUACCCAAACAGAUGACAUCAAGUGUAGGAAACUCGGCCUCCAAGUUGUAUCAAGCCUAUGUUCAGAGCUUAGUAACGUCAAGAAAGCUGCUGCAAUGGACUCGGAAGUACUAAGCAGCUACGUCUCCAAGCUUUCUCAAGGCAUUGCCAAGAUCAACGAAGUUAUCCAAAUCCAAGAGGAAAACAGCAGCAUUCAGAGGUUUUCAGAGUCCAUGAACACGUUUCUGAAAAGAGCUGAGGAAGAUAUUAUCAGAGUACAAGCUCAAGAGAGCGUAGCGUUAUCUCUUGUGAAAGAGAUCACAGAGUAUUUUCAUGGAAACUCGGCUAAAGAAGAAGCGCACCCGUUUAGGAUAUUCUUGGUGGUUCGCGACUUUCUCGGGGUAGUGGACAGAGUCUGCAAAGAAGUAGGGAUGAUAAACGAAAGAACAAUGGUUAGUUCUGCUCAUAAGUUUCCAGUUCCGGUGAAUCCUAUGCUGCCACAACCUCUUCCUGGACUCUGUGGAAGAAAGCAAUCUUCUUCUUCUUCGUCUUCUUUUUCCUCUUCAUCAUCAGACGACGAACAUAACUCAUCUCACUAGUUUCUUAAAAGUGGGAUCAGCUUUUGUAUGUGCAAGUUGUAAAAAGUAUCCAGUUUGUUUUGUCAUAAUAGUUUGACAUAUAUAGAGGGAGGAAGUCAGGAGUGAAUCAGAGACAAAGAAGUAUUUAUUUUUCUACAUUUGUGUAAAAUAAUAUAGGUUUACAUUUAAAUAUCAUAAGAAUAAAAGAAAAUCCA